AUGAUUCAUGCAUUGACACCAUCCUCAUCAUCCUUAACAACCACAACAACAGAUACAUCAUUAACAAUGCCAAUCCCAUCCUCAACGACCAAUCCAUCGUCAUUGAAUCCAACCACGACAUACCUACCAGACGCAUCGAGGGUUCACUCGACUCAACCACUGUUGACAAGUCGAAAUGACGAAACAACAAUAUCUGCCUGCACACCUGCACGUCCUUCAGAAGUAACCAAGUGCACAGCUAGCACACGUGUCGUACCACCUCCUCCUCCCAAAAAGCCCUCGUCAUGGACAACACAUGCGAAAGAUUUAUACAGGAAACCUUAUUCGGAUGUGAACGUUGUACAAACUCAUCGACUACCCAAAACCAGCAAGCGAAUGAAAACACACACGGUACCAGCAUGCGUAUUGCAGCAGAGGCGCUCGACGAGGAGUCUCUGCCGAGUCUUGAUAUUCAAUAGUGAAGAAGACGAGAAUAAUAGUGAAAUGGAAGUUGUUCACGAUCAAGGGCAAUAG
Naegleria lovaniensis is the source of this 513-nucleotide messenger RNA. RefSeq lists its product as uncharacterized. Lineage: Eukaryota; Heterolobosea; Eutetramitea; Acrasida; Naegleriidae. The coding region runs from base 1 to 513 and encodes 170 amino acids. The transcript has a single exon. The record is from RefSeq and is a predicted model, not a curated record.